AUGUGGAUGCCUCAAACGACCUCGAUGCCGCCAGGCCUAUUCGUCAAAUCUCAAAACCUUCCACAUUUUCAGAUAUGCCUUGCCCAACUUGCCGUAGGAUUUGAGAACCCCUUCGCCAAUCUAUUCGGCGGGUAUGGCAACGAAUAUGGUGGCGACGGCUACGGAUAUCCGCCCUUUCCACCUCCACCCGCUACGGAAUCUACGCUCGCCGACAGGCCCCUCCUUCUGACGCGACUGGAACCCCGACCGGCAGCUCGCCGACAGGCCCUCCUUCUGACGCGACUGGAACCCCGACAGGCAGCUCGCCGACAGGCCCUCCUUCUGACGCGACUGGAACCCCGACCGGCAGCUCGCCGACAGGCCCUCCUUCUGACGCGACUGGAACCCCGACCGGCAGCUCGCCGACAGGCCCUCCUUCUGACGCGACUGGAACCCCGACCGGCAGCUCGCCGACAGGCCCUCCUUCUGACGCAACUGGAACCCCGACCGGAAGCUCGCCGACAGGCCCUCCUUCUGACGCGACUGGAACCCCGACCGGCAGCUCGCCGACAGGCCCUCCUUCUGACGCGACUGGAACCCCGACAGGCAGCUCGCCGACAGGCCCUCCUUCUGACGCGACUGGAACCCCGACCGGCAGCUCGCCGACAGGCCCUCCUUCUGACGCGACUGGAACCCCGACAGGCAGCUCGCCGACAGGCCCUCCUUCUGACGCGACUGGAACCCCGACCGGCAGCUCGCCGACAGGCCCUCCUUCUGACGCGACUGGAACCCCGACCGGCAGCUCGCCGACAGGCCCUCCUUCUGACGCGACUGGAACCCCGACCGGCAGCUCGCCGACAGGCCCUCCUUCUGACGCAACUGGAACCCCGACCGGAAGCUCGCCGACAGGCCCUCCUUCUGACGCGACUGGAACCCCGACCGGCAGCUCGCCGACAGGCCCUCCUUCUGACGCGACUGGAACCCCGACAGGCAGCUCGCCGACAGGCCCUCCUUCUGACGCGACUGGAACCCCGACCGGCAGCUCGCCGACAGGCCCUCCUUCUGACGCGACUGGAACCCCGACAGGCAGCUCGCCGACAGGCCCUCCUUCUGACGCGACUGGAACCCCGACCGGCAGCUCGCCGACAGGCCCUCCUUCUGACGCGACUGGAACCCCGACCGGCAGCUCGCCGACAGGCCCUCCUUCUGACGCGACUGGAACCCCGACCGGCAGCUCGCCGACAGGCCCUCCUUCUGAUGCAACUGGAACCCCGACCGGAAGCUCGCCGACAGGCCCUCCUUCUGACGCGACUGGAACCCCGACCGGCAGCUCGCCGACAGGCCCUCCUUCUGACGCGACUGGAACCCCGACAGGCAGCUCGCCGACAGGCCCUCCUUCUGACGCGACUGGAACCCCGACCGGCAGCUCGCCGACAGGCCCUCCUUCUGACGCGACUGGAACCCCGACCGGCAGCUCGCCGACAGGCCCUCCUUCUGACGCGACUGGAACCCCGACCGGCAGCUCGCCGACAGGCCUUCCUUCUGACGCGACUGGAACCCCGACCGGCAGCUCGCCGACAGGCACUCCUUCUGAUGCAGCUGGAACCCCGACCGGCAGCUCGCCGACAGGCCCUCCUUCUGACGCGACUGGAACCCCGACCGGCAGCUCGCCGACAGGCACUCCUUCUGAUGCAACUGGAACCCCGACCGGCAGCUCGCCGACAGGCCCUCCUUCUGAUGCAACUGGAACCCCGACCGGAAGCUCGCCGACAGGCCUUCCUUCUGACGCGACUGGAACCCCGACCGGCAGCUCGCCGACAGGCCCUCCUUCUGACGCGACUGGAACCCCGACCGGCAGCUCGCCGACAGGCACUCCUUCUGAUGCAGCUGGAACCCCGACCGGCAGCUCGCCGACAGGCCCUCCUUCUGACGCGACUGGAACCCCGACCGGCAGCUCGCCGACAGGCACUCCUUCUGAUGCAACUGGAACCCCGACCGGCAGCUCGCCGACAGGCCUUCCUUCUGACGCGACUGGAACCCCGACCGGCAGCUCGCCGACAGGCACUCCUUCUGAUGCAGCUGGAACCCCGACCGGCAGCUCGCCGACAGGCCCUCCUUCUGACGCGACUGGAACCCCGACCGGCAGCUCGCCGACAGGCACUCCUUCUGAUGCAACUGGAACCCCGACCGGCAGCUCGCCGACAGGCCCUCCUUCUGAUGCAACUGGAACCCCGACCGGAAGCUCGCCGACAGGCCCUCCUUCUGACGCGACUGGAACCCCGACCGGCAGCUCGCCGACAGGCACUCCUUCUGAUGCAACUGGAACCCCGACCGGCAGCUCGCCGACAGGCCCUCCUUCUGACGCGACUGGAACCCCGACCGGCAGCUCGCCGACAGGCCCUCCUUCUGACGCGACUGGAACCCCCGACCGGCAGCUCGCCGACAGGCCCUCCUUCUGACGCGACUGGAACCCCGACCGGCAGCUCGCCGACAGGCCCUCCUUCUGACGCGACUGGAACCCCGACCGGCAGCUCGCCGACAGGCCCUCCUUCUGACGCGACUGGAACCCCGACCGGCAGCUCGCCGACAGGCCCUCCUUCUGACGCGACUGGAACCCCGACCGGCAGCUCGCCGACAGGCCCUCCUUCUGACGCGACUGGAACCCCGACCGGCAGCUCGCCGACAGGCCCUCCUUCUGACGCGACUGGAACCCCGACCGGCAGCCCGCCGACAGGCCCGCCUUCUGAUGCAACUGGAACCCCGACCGGCAGCUCGCCGACAGGCCCUCCUUCUGACGCGACUGGAACCCCGACCGGCAGCUCGCCGACAGGCCCUCCUUCUGACGCGACUGGAACCCCGACCGGCAGCUCGCCGACAGGCCCUCCUUCUGACGCGACUGGAACCCCGACCGGCAGCUCGCCGACAGGCCCUCCUUCUGAUGCAACCGGAACCCCGACCGGAAGCUCGCCGACAGGCCCUCCUUCUGACGCGACCGGAACCCCGACCGGCAGCUCGCCGACAGGCCCUCCUUCUGACGCGACUGGAACCCCGACCGGCAGCUCGCCGACAGGCCCUCCUUCUGAUGCAACUGGAACCCCGACCGGCAGCUCGCCGACAGGCCCUCCUUCUGACGCGACUGGAACCCCGACCGGCAGCUCGCCGACAGGCCCUCCUUCUGACGCGACUGGAACCCCGACCGGCAGCUGGCCGACAGGCCCUCCGUCUGACGCGACUGGAACCCCGACCGGCAGCUCGCCGACAGGCACUCCUUCUGACGCGACUGGAACCCCGACCGGCAGCUCGCCGACAGGCCUUCCUUCUGAUGCAACUGGAAGCCCGACCGGCAGCUCGCCGACAGGCCCUCCUUCUGACGCGACUGGAACCCCGACCGGCAGCUCGCCGACAGGCACUCCUUCUGACGCGACUGGAACCCCGACCGGCAGCUCGCCGACAGGCCCUCCUUCUGACGCGACUGGAACCCCGACCGGCAGCUCGCCGACAGGCCCUCCUUCUGACGCGACUGGAACCCCGACCGGCAGCUCGCCGACAGGCCCUCCUUCUGACGCGACUGGAACCCCGACCGGCAGCUCGCCGACAGGCACUCCUUCUGACGCGACUGGAACCCCGACCGGCAGCUCGCCGACAGGCCCUCCUUCUGACGCGACUGGAACCCCGACCGGCAGCCCGCCGACAGGCCCGCCUUCUGAUGCAACUGGAACCCCGACCGGCAGCUCGCCGACAGGCCCUCCUUCUGACGCGACUGGAACCCCGACCGGCAGCUCGCCGACAGGCCCUCCUUCUGACGCGACUGGAACCCCGACCGGCAGCUCGCCGACAGGCCCUCCUUCUGACGCGACUGGAACCCCGACCGGCAGCUCGCCGACAGGCCCUCCUUCUGAUGCAACCGGAACCCCGACCGGAAGCUCGCCGACAGGCCCUCCUUCUGACGCGACCGGAACCCCGACCGGCAGCUCGCCGACAGGCCCUCCUUCUGACGCGACUGGAACCCCGACCGGCAGCUCGCCGACAGGCCCUCCUUCUGAUGCAACUGGAACCCCGACCGGCAGCUCGCCGACAGGCCCUCCUUCUGACGCGACUGGAACCCCGACCGGCAGCUCGCCGACAGGCCCUCCUUCUGACGCGACUGGAACCCCGACCGGCAGCUGGCCGACAGGCCCUCCGUCUGACGCGACUGGAACCCCGACCGGCAGCUCGCCGACAGGCACUCCUUCUGACGCGACUGGAACCCCGACCGGCAGCUCGCCGACAGGCCUUCCUUCUGAUGCAACUGGAAGCCCGACCGGCAGCUCGCCGACAGGCCCUCCUUCUGACGCGACUGGAACCCCGACCGGCAGCUCGCCGACAGGCACUCCUUCUGACGCGACUGGAACCCCGACCGGCAGCUCGCCGACAGGCCCUCCUUCUGACGCGACUGGAACCCCGACCGGCAGCUCGCCGACAGGCCCUCCUUCUGACGCGACUGGAACCCCGACCGGCAGCUCGCCGACAGGCCCUCCUUCUGACGCGACUGGAACCCCGACCGGCAGCUCGCCGACAGGCACUCCUUCUGACGCGACUGGAACCCCGACCGGCAGCUCGCCGACAGGCACUCCUUCUGACGGGACUGGAACCCCGACAGGCAGCUCGCCGACAGGCACUCCUUCUGACGCGACUGGAACCCCGACCGGCAGCUCGCCGACAGGCCCUCCUUCUGACGCGACUGGAACCCCGACAGGCAGCUCGCCGACAGGCCCUCCUUCUGAUGCAACUGGAACCCCGACCGGCAGCUCGCCGACAGGCCCUCCUUCUGACGCGACUGGAACCCCGACCGGCAGCUCGCCGACAGGCACUCCUUCUGACGCGACUGGAACCCCGACCGGCAGCUCGCCGACAGGCCCUCCUUCUGAUGCAACUGGAACCCCGACCGGCAGCUCGCCGACAGGCACUCCUUCUGACGCAACUGGAACCCCGACCGGCAGCUCGCCGACAGGCCCUCCUUCUGACGCGACUGGAACCCCGACCGGCAGCUCGCCGACAGGCACUCCUUCUGACGCGACUGGAACCCCGACCGGCAGCUCGCCGACAGGCACUCCUUCUGACGCAACUGGAACCCCGACCGGCAGCUCGCCGACAGGCACUCCUUCUGACGCGACUGGAACCCCGACCGGCAGCUCGCCGACAGGCCCUCCUUCUGAUGCAACUGGAAGCCCGACCGGCAGCUCGCCGACAGGCACUCCUUCUGACGCGACUGGAACCCCGACCGGCAGCUCGCCGACAGGCCCUCCUUCUGAUGCAACUGGAAGCCCGACCGGCAGCUCGCCGACAGGCACUCCUUCUGACGCGACUGGAACCCCGACCGGCAGCUCGCCGACAGGCACUCCUUCUGACGCGACUGGAACCCCGACCGGCAGCUCGCCGACAGGCCCUCCUUCUGAUGCAACUGGAAGCCCGACCGGCAGCUCGCCGACAGGCACUCCUUCUGAUGCGACUGGCAGCCCUGAACCUUCUGAUGCAACUGCACAUGCUGCGCUGAAGUUGGCAGCUGUGAAGGCGCAAUCAGCGGUGAACCAGAAGCCGGUAAAACGGGCGAUUGAAACUCGCGCCGCGCGUCAUCAUCGUCGC
Molecule: messenger RNA, 5601 nt
Organism: Mesorhabditis spiculigera
Lineage: Eukaryota; Metazoa; Nematoda; Chromadorea; Rhabditida; Rhabditidae
Source: the annotation of a GenBank genome assembly